GAGUGAACGACCAGGCAAAUCACGAAAAUUCUCCCAACAAGUGGGGAUUUGAUAGGUGAUGGUUCGUUCAUAUGGAUCGGGUGGGAGGGAGGGGCAGCAGGAAAUAGCAGGCGAGUGCAGAGUUCUCACUGACUGCUCUGACCUCCCCUGGUACAGUCGUCUGGUACCCCCAUCCCAAAUCCCGAUGAUCCCGAUGUCUUCCUUUGACUUUGUUGUUUGUUUCUACGGUACAGUAAUCGCAGUCAGAGCUGGGUGAUGGUGACAGCUUUGUUGCUUGGAAGGCUUCUGACUACCAGGAAGGAAUGAGGUGUUAGCUUCCGAAGAGUUUCAGACAGAGGAUCUGCUGUGCUCUGGUGUGUGUGGGGAUGGUUAAACUCGAAAGACAAUGCGCCAACUGAACGAUGAACCCGAUCAGAUGACGUGAGGAAUUGUGGGGUUGAGGUGGGGAGGUUCGAAAGAAGGUAUGAAGACUUUCAGCGAUGGCAGGUGACAAGAAUUGAGUUCCUAGGGAGAACGAGGAGGAUUAGGUCUUGGGUGCUCUGGGAUUAUGUCUUACUUUGUACCGCCCUGCAAUUAUGGAAUGGUGGAACACGACCUCAGCAGAUCUGGGCAGUGCCAUCAGCUGAAUUUUCCUUUUCUGGAACGCCUCAAUCUGAAAACUGUCAUCUAUCUCUCCAACGAUGAGCCUUCACAACCCUUCUUAAAUUUUCUCCUUGAUCAAGGGAUCGAUCUGGUGAGACCAUCGGGAGCUGACGAACAAACAAACCCUGGCAGUCCAAUGUCUGAAGCCGAGGUUCUUUCCGCCUUGCAGGUGAUUCUUUCUCCUCAAUAUUACCCAUUACACGUAAUGUGUAACUUGGGCCGACAUAGAACAGGUACUGUCAUUGGUUGCUUGAGGAAGUUGCAAAGGUGGAACCUAACAGCAAUAUUUGAAGAGUACCGGCGGUAUGCAGGCAGCAAGGUCCGACUCCUGAACGAACAGUUUAUUGAACUCUUCGACACGGACCUUGUACGCAUUCCGGUUGAACAUCCCGCUUGGCUUUGAUCACUUGAGGAGCUUAUUCGGCCAACUUGACAUACUAACAAGGCCACUCUCAGAAGAACAGUUCUUGAUUAAAACUCCUGAAGGUAGCUUAUCUACGAUGUAUAGGGGUUGUUGCAACUUUAGUCAAAUCUUAAAGUUGCAGAGCAAGUUUCUGUGAGUGUCCUCAGUAUGUUCAUGAACUUGUUUACAGCUAUGGAGAAUCAGAUCCGUUCAGAGAACCCUUUCGAGGUGGAUCUUCCAAAGAAAUUUUGUCUCAAGGUCCAUUCAUGCGUAAAGGUUGUUCUCACAUUUGUAAAAAAUAUUACUCUGGAAGCUUUUCUGGCCUCCAUGUCAAGAUGUACCAUGCUUACUCAUGACUUCUGUAAAUUGCGCACUGUG
Molecule: messenger RNA, 1423 nt
Organism: Marchantia polymorpha subsp. ruderalis
Lineage: Eukaryota; Viridiplantae; Streptophyta; Marchantiopsida; Marchantiales; Marchantiaceae
Source: the annotation of a GenBank genome assembly